Debaryomyces hansenii CBS767 is the source of this 663-nucleotide messenger RNA. Its product is annotated as DEHA2E23540p. The record is from RefSeq and is a predicted model, not a curated record. Lineage: Eukaryota; Fungi; Ascomycota; Pichiomycetes; Serinales; Debaryomycetaceae. The transcript has a single exon. Bases 1 to 663 code for a protein of 220 amino acids.
AUGGCACAUUGGUUCAAAUCAAACUUUCCGUGGAAAGCAUUGGGUGUUUAUUUGUUAACUGUAUUUAUUGCUUGUUUUAGGUGGGGAGAUAUACCACUAGUUCUUGGUACAUUUUUUGGUAUUAUUGCAUUCACUUUGUACUGUUGUAUAACCUUUGGGAUUUACGAUUCUAUAUUCAACGGAAUAAUUAAGGAAAUUCUUAUUCCCGAAUUUAUUGAUAAAAGGCCAUUUAGGGAAACUGAAUAUGUGAAAAAAGAUGAAAUUUUACAAGAGAUCUUACAUAAUGUUAACGACAAAGUGUACCGUAGAAUGGGAUUCCAUUAUGGAUAUACUACUACUAAAACCUUGCUUUCCGCAUAUGAAUUGUAUAUAUCAAAUUUUGAAAAGAAAUAUUUAGAACAUUACAAAGAUAUACCUGUUGAAGAGAUUCAAGGCUGGGAUAAAAUUAUGUUGGUGGCCAAGAACAUUCAGGACGAAGAUCUAAAUUUUGUCUUUGGAAAUGUGAUUUCUUUGGAUUUGAUUAAUAAGUAUAGUACAAAAAAACCAGUGAUUGUACCUGAAGACAAUAGUAAUAGUAAUCAGCUAAAUAAAAAUAGUUGCAAAAAUAAUGAAUAUGAGUUGAGUAACAUGAAAGAUACGGCAAAAGUCUCAGAGAUGGUUUAG